UGGAGUGUACCCUUUCAAUGGCUAACAUGAGAACUUAUUCAUUAUUCCUAAUCAAUUUUCUGUUUAUCUUCUCAAGUACUCUCAAUGGUUUCUUUGCUGCUGCAGCUACAGAGAAGAAGGUUUAUAUUGCAUAUAUGGGUGAAGUAUCGAAGGGUGAGGAUGCGUUCAACAUAGAGUCUGUUCAUUUGGGCUUGUUAGAACAAGUCCUUGACACAAGCUCAGCAAGAGAAUCCUUGGUUUACAGCUACAGAAAGAGUUUUAAUGGGUUUGCAGCUGAGCUCACAGAGCAAGAACAAAAGAAGCUCAAGGGCAUGGAAGGUGUAGUCUCUGUAUUUCCAAGUAAAAUUCUGCAACUUGACACAACAAGAUCAUGGGAUUUCUUGGGUUUCCCAACCACUGUAAAGAGAAUGCCUCCUGUUGAGAGUGAUGUCAUUAUCGGAGUGAUUGAUACUGGUAUCUGGCCUGAAUCUGAGAGCUUCAAUGAUAAUGGAAUUGGACCUCCCCCAAGCAAAUGGAAGGGUAUUUGCCAAAACUUCACAUGUAACAACAAGAUUGUUGGAGCACGGUUUUACAAUGCCAAAGCAUCAUACAGCCCAGAAGAACAGUCUCCUCGGGAUUUUAAUGGGCAUGGAAGUCACACUGCUUCUACAGUAGCAGGCGAUGAAGUUAAAAAUACAAGCCUCUAUGGUCUUGCUGAAGGGACAGCAAGAGGAGCUGUUCCCUCUGCAAGGAUUGCUGUAUACAAAGUGUGUUGGAGUUUUGGGUGCACUGACCAUGAUAUCUUGGCUGCAUUCGAUGAUGCAAUUGCAGACGGUGUUGAUAUCUUAUCAGUUUCUCUUGGGGCUCCAUACGCUAGAGCUUUCUUCGAAGAUGUUCUUGCAAUUGGAUCAUUUCAUGCAAUGAAGAAAGGCAUCCUUACCUCUGCUUCAGCAGGAAACAGAGGACCAUCAAAAGCAACUACUACAAAUAAUGCCCCAUGGGUGUUGGCUGUAGCAGCAAGCAGCACAGAUCGUCGGAUCAUAAGCAAUGUCACUACAGGCAAUAAUAUUACCAUGAUGGGACAUGCUGUAAAUACUUUCCCCACACAGAAAAAUUACUAUCCCAUCAUAUAUGCAGUUAACGCAAUGCGUAGCUCUUCAAAUAUUGAAUAUGCAAGGUUCAGGAGGUGUCUUGCUGGUGCUUUGGACAAAGAUUUAGUGAAAGGGAAGAUUGUCUACUGCAAUAAGUUCUCCAGUGGUGGUGGACCCUUCCUUGCUAAUGCUCCUGGAAUGGUGGUUCUAGAUGAUGCUGGAUGGGAUGAUACACCCUUUAGUUAUCCUCUACCAGCAACGGCUCUUACCGUUGAUCAAGGCAGAAAAUUUGAAGAGUAUUUGAAUAGUACCAGGAAUCCUGUGGCCAUGAUUUACAAAAGUCAAGCUAUUCAUGACCCUAAAGCUCCAUAUGUAGUUUCAUUUUCAUCAAGAGGGGGAUCCAGCCCUCUUUCAGCAAAUAUUCUCAAGCCGGACUUAAGUGCUCCAGGAGUAGACAUCUUAGCAGCAUGGUCUCCGAAAGGCAUAGUCUCAAAUUUUGAAGGGGAUAAGCGAUCCGUAAUGUACAACAUUAUAUCUGGAACAUCAAUGUCUUGCCCACAUGCAACCGGUGCUGCUGCCUAUGUCAAAACAUUUCAUCCAUCAUGGUCUCCUGCGGCAAUUAAAUCUGCUCUAAUGACAACAGCUUCUCCCAUGAAUGAUAGCUAUAAUCAAGAGGCUGAAUUGGCUUAUGGUGCUGGUCAAAUUGAUCCAUUAAAGGCUAUAAAUCCUGGUCUUGUGUAUGAUCUUCAGAAGAGUGACUACAUACAAGAGCUGUGCAACAUGGGAUUUAAACCAUCAAUUAUUAAAAUCAUUGCCGGAGAAGAUGUCAUUUGUGAGAAGGUUAUUAAAGAAUUAAAUUCUCUUCUAAACUACCCUUCCAUUGGUGCUGGAGUCCAUGCCAAUGCAUCCUUCACACUACAUUUCCCAAGGACAGUUACAAACGUUGACAUAUCUAAUUCCACAUACAAGGUGACAAUUGGCUUGCAACCACUUCUACAUAUCACUGUUAAUCCUAAUGUUCUAUCUUUUAAGUCUUUGAAUGAGAAGCAACAGUUCACUGUCAAUGUUAGUGGAGCAGCAAUUCCCCAUGAUUCAGUUGUCUCUACUUGGCUAUUAUGGUCUGAUGGCAUACAUAAUGUAAGAAGUCCCAUUGUUUUUUGGGCAUAAUGGGACUUGUGUAUCAGU
Molecule: messenger RNA, 2255 nt
Organism: Telopea speciosissima
Lineage: Eukaryota; Viridiplantae; Streptophyta; Magnoliopsida; Proteales; Proteaceae
Product: subtilisin-like protease SBT4.10
Exons: 10
Coding region: 18-2237 (739 amino acids)
Biological process (GO): proteolysis
Molecular function (GO): serine-type endopeptidase activity
Source: RefSeq, a predicted model, not a curated record